Messenger RNA from Anopheles coluzzii, 1005 nucleotides. Its product is annotated as putative nuclease HARBI1. Bases 19 to 1005 code for a protein of 328 amino acids. NCBI's taxonomy places the organism in Eukaryota, Metazoa, Arthropoda, Insecta, Diptera, Culicidae. The record is from RefSeq and is a predicted model, not a curated record. The transcript is spliced from 3 exons.
GUGGGGCUUGUUCGUCCUAUGAUCGAGCGCAUGGAUACAAACAUGCGGGAAGCGAUUACUACCCAGGAAAGGGUAUUAAUCGCGUUGCGUUAUAUGGCAACUGGCGAAACGUUUACAGGCCUGCAGUAUAUGUUUCGUGUGUCUCGUCCAUGCAUUGCCCAAAUAGUAAUGGAAGUGUGUAAAUGCAUUCGAGAGGCUCUACGUGACUAUGUUAAGACGCCGUGUUCGCGACAUGAAUGGCUCGAUAUUUCUGAGCAAUUUGAACGACGCUGGAACUUUCCACAUGCAAUUGGUGCCAUCGACGGCAAACAUGUCCGUAUUCGAAAACCCAAUCACGGCGGCUCUGAAUAUUUUAAUUACAAGGGUUUUAAUAGCAUUGUGUUAAUGGUUGUAGUUGAUGCUAACUACAAUUUCCUGUGUGCUGAUGCUGGAGGCAAAGGAGGCAUUUCUGACGGUGGAAUUUUUAAAAACACUCGAUUAUAUCAAAAAUUCGAGAACAAACAGUUGAAUAUUCCGGAGCCGAAGCCAUUGCGUGUGCCGUAUGCAAUAGACGUUCCGUAUUUUAUACUCGGCGAUCAGGCGUUUGCAUUUACGGAUUAUUGUAUCCGUCCAUUUCCUGGGACACAUGCAUCGGGCAGCAUUGAACGCGUGUUCAAUUAUCGUCAUUCUCGUGGCCGUACGGUUGCCGAAAAUGCUUUAGGCCACAUAUCCAAUCGGUUCUGGAUAUACCAAACCCCAAUUCAACUUCAACCAGAAAAAGCUACUGAAGUUGUACUAACUACAAUUUAUUUGCAUAAUUUUCUCUGCAAAAGAUCGUCAAGAACUUUGUAUGCUCCUGCAACGGCAUUUGAUAGAGUUGUUGACGGGAGGCUUGUGGCAGGUGAUUGGAGGAGUAAUGACACGUUGGCUCCUUUAGAGUAUUUUUCAUCCCGGCCUUCUAAUACACUGAGAGAUAUACGUAUUCACAUGGCUAAGGACUUCGUGAACAACAAUCGUUUAAGAUAA